GCCGUGAACAUGUUUAACCCCCCAUCUGAGAUAGUAGCGGCACGGGACCACAUCAUGCAUGUGGUGUAUUCCUUCCUUCAGCCAAGUCGAAUUCUGGACAACACCCUGCCCAGUAUGGAGACCCCCUACCCUAUGUUGGUCCUAGUUGGUCCCCAGGGGUCAGGGAAGAAAGACCUGGCUCUAAAACUGGUAGAGGAAUUCUCUGAUUACUUUGGUUAUUGUGUAACACAUACCACACGGAAACCAAAUAAAGAUGAAACACCAGGAAAGGACUACCAUUUCGUAGAUCUAGAGAAAUUUGAAUUUGAUAUCAGAUGGGGCCAGUUUAUCCAGACCAGUCAGUACCAUGGUCAGUGGUAUGGGCUCCAGAUGCAGUCCAUUGAGGACAUAGCUAGGGAGGGACUGGCCUGUGUCGUCCACAUGGAACUAGAGGGAGUACUAACUCUUAAGAACACCUACUUUGAGCCCCGGUAUGUCCUGAUCAUGCCUCUGAGCUCCGAGUGUCACGAGAAGCGACUCCGAGAACGUGCUCUGUACUCCGAGGCUCAGAUCGAGGACAAUCUCACACGAGCCGAGAUGUAUCAGGAAUACAACAGGGACCAUCCGGGAUUCUUUGACAUGAUGAUCAACAGUGAUGACAUAGAGGAGGCUUACAAGCACCUGAGACGACUGGUUAUGGAUUAUCUCGGUAUCAGCAUUCCCUCGUUUGAGUCCGAGGUCGGGGAUAUAGCCGAGACCAAGGACACAGAGAAUAACGCCCCCACAGGAACUCAGCUGGGGACCCGGACCUGGUCCCGACCCAGCCUCCCUGACAGCAUGUCCCAGCCCUACACCCGCGGAAAGACCACUCAGUCACCUGUAUUGUCAGGGAGGGGCAUACUGGAGGAGAUGUCCUUGAAGAGAAGACACAGCGCGGCCAAGGCUUCAGUAGCCGGCUACAUUCCUCCAUUGUUUGAACAAAUCACAUCACAAUACCCCAAAACAGCCCCCCAGACUGUAGAUAACCAGGUGGGACUUGAUGUGGUUACCAUGACGGAGGACGUUAACCGGUCGCAGUCAGCCCCGGUCAACAACAAACAGGCCCAAUCAGACGAGGACUCCUCAGAUGACGACCAAUCAGAUUCCAGCAUCUCCAUGUCGUCUGCCGGUAAAAUUGCUCGCUCACCCGAUGGAUCAGUUCACAAUGGGAAAGACCCCCACCUCCCCACAGAGACCAUGAACCCCAUGGAACUAUCCAACCCCCGCCCUCCCUCUGUGCCCCGCCCAGGUUCUCAAGGUCGCCCGGGGUCAGAUCGUCAUAAAGUGCUGCCACCUAUCAACCAGAAAGCAUCUUAUGUUCCAGAAUAUUAACACAAAAGUACACUUGUACCUUGCAUUUAUAAUUUGUAAAUAAGUAAAUAUGGAGUGUUGUAUCUGGGAACAUUGGAAGGAUGCUGGUUUUGAUAUGCUAACAUUUUAACAAAGAACUGUGAUAUUUGAAAAAUUUGUUGAAUGAUAAUUAUGUAAAUUAUGUAUUUGUAUUGUUUACAUGAUCAUUUUGUAUAUUCAUGUCCAUAUAUAUAUUGUACAUUAU
This is a messenger RNA of Saccostrea cuccullata (small rock oyster), 1573 nucleotides long. Its product is annotated as leucine-rich repeat and guanylate kinase domain-containing protein-like. The record is from RefSeq and is a predicted model, not a curated record. The transcript is spliced from 8 exons. Gene Ontology annotation, cellular component: cytosol. The annotation marks the transcript as partial. Lineage: Eukaryota; Metazoa; Mollusca; Bivalvia; Ostreida; Ostreidae. Gene Ontology annotation, molecular function: GMP kinase activity.